GGUUAUUUCUCAAUAAUUGUUUGCAUUACAAAAAGAAUACUAAAUAACCUUGCAAAUUCUUACCUGCAGAUUGAUAAAUUCGAAAUCUUUGAAAUUUAAGAAGAAGACCCACCCGGAACCCUAGCGAGAAACGGAGAGGAAGAGGAAGAAGAAAGGGUCACGUGGCUAUAUUUGAAGCUCUCUCUCUCAUUUUUUUUUUUGCCAUUUGCUUAUUUAUUUAUCUUAAACCCUUUUUUUUCCUCUUUGCCAUUUUCGCCCUCAUUCGAUGUCUCUCUGCCUGAUCUCUAGUCCGCGUCUUCUCUGCAUCGAUCCUCUUCGGAAACUUCCAUCGCAUUCCAAAAUCUCACCUCGUCGGAUCCAACGCGCGAUCGGAGCCACCGCGAUAGCUUCCAUGGCGACGGCGGAGACGACGACGGUGAUAGCCAUCUCCGACGGCGUUCCCAACCCUGCGAUAAAACUCUUGUUCGUCGAGAUGGGUGUGGGUUACGACCAACAUGGGCAAGAUGUUACGGCGGCGGCGAUGAGGGCUUGCAAGGAUGCUAUUUCUUCGAAUUCGAUUCCUGCAUUUAGGAGAGGUUCCAUUCCCGGCGUUUCAUUUGAACAGAUGAAGUUGCAAAUCAAGCUCGGAGUUCCUCGUCCUCUUCAGCAGCAGCUGGAUAUCGAAAAGGUCAAAUCGAUCUUCCCGUACGGGGAGAUUCUCAACGUUGAGGUGGUGGAUGGAGGACUAAUCUGCUCGAGCGGCGUACAAGUCGAAGAAAUGGGCGAUAAGAACGAAGACUGUUACAUAGUGAAUGCUGCUGUCUAUGUUGGUUACUAGCCUCUUCUUUCCCGAGGUAAAUUUUACGAUCUUUCGCCUGAUCGGGUGUAAGAUUUCAUGUGUUCAAGGACCCUGGAUCUGGAUUUGACCACAAGGCUCCUAACCAUUGCUUCUGGUUUGAUCCAAUCCAUGUCACACAAAUCUAAUGGCAAAACCAUGAACAUUUUUGUAAUAAACUCAGAAACAUGCCAUUGUUAUUGCGCAUCAUAUGACUCAAGAUCAAUCAUGUUAUUUGUUUC
Molecule: messenger RNA, 1056 nt
Organism: Tarenaya hassleriana
Lineage: Eukaryota; Viridiplantae; Streptophyta; Magnoliopsida; Brassicales; Cleomaceae
Exons: 4
Coding region: 266-817 (183 amino acids)
Source: RefSeq, a predicted model, not a curated record